Mya arenaria is the source of this 3206-nucleotide messenger RNA. Its product is annotated as torsin-1A-like. NCBI's taxonomy places the organism in Eukaryota, Metazoa, Mollusca, Bivalvia, Myida, Myidae. Gene Ontology annotation, molecular function: ATP binding; ATP hydrolysis activity. The record is from RefSeq and is a predicted model, not a curated record. The transcript has 5 exons. The coding region runs from base 137 to 1213 and encodes 358 amino acids.
UAUUACAAUUAAAUGAAAGGCUGUAUCAACAUUUUGUGUUUUUGUUAUAAUAAUAUUUGAAUUAGAGGAUUGACCGUGUACUUGUUAUAAAAGGACUGAUUUUAUUUAUCAAUUAUAUAUAAUAAAUAAAUACACGAUGUUAGACGCGAUGUUACGUCUUCUUCUUGACCUUCAGCCGAACAGAUAUAUGUUCUACGGAUUGGUGGCCAUCCUGGCUGUGUUGUUAACUGUCAUACUACUGCAGAUUAAUUGGGUCCUGCUGCUGUACAGGGAGAAGGUGGUACCCGCCUUUCUGGUUUUACUGGUGACAGGAGCGCUGGCCGCCGGCGGACACCACUUCCUGUUUCCAGACGCCUGUAAAUGUGGCCUGAACAAGAUUCAAGCGUUUGAGGACAUCCUUCCUGACAACAUCUGGGACCAACCUGUGGCUACGGAGAUGGUGGUAGGGGCACUUAAGGCCCAUCGCUUAGCCCGGAGCCGGAAGCCGCUGUUGUUGUCCUUCCAUGGCGGCACAGGAACCGGAAAGACCGCACUGAGCAUGCUUAUGGCCAAAACUAUGUUUGGGUAUAAGCAUGGAGAAGAAUCUGGCGCCUCGGGGGUUUAUAUAAUUGAUGAACUAGUUGGUGCAUCUAAGGAAGACAAGUUGGAGUAUGUACGGACAACGCUAGAUGGCGCCCUAAGGUCUGGCCGUGGUUCGCUGUUCGUGUUUGAAAGCAUGGAGGCACUACCAGGCAAUACAAGUCAACUACUGAGAACACUACUUGAGAACAGUGAAUCUGAAUAUCCUUGUAAAAAUGAGUCCAUCUUUAUCAUGAACACCCACAUCGGGUCCACUGAACUGGCAGCGGUGGCGCUCAAAUCGUGGCUUGAAGGCGCAGACCGCGAAAGUACACAUCGUCGAGAGCUACAGACCGCUAUUACUGUCGCUUCCGGCAACACCGGCAAUCGAUCAGCCCACAGGUGGCACCGGAUAAUGGUCCACCAUGGACUGAUCACCGAGAGUGUUCCUUUCCUGCCGCUCGAGCGCCCUAGCGUCCGCCGCUGCAUUAUCCGUGAGGUGUUCUUUCUCCAUAACAUGGACCGGAAGUUAGAUGACGUUGGAGAGGUCAUGCGCAACCGAGAGUUCUAUUCUGUUGGUCACCCCGUUUUCGCCAAAAAAGGGUGUGCCAACAUCAGUGAAACUGUUAAACGUUUUUCAAAAGCUACGAAGUAACCCCCUGUUAAAAAUGAUCUACAAUUUAUAGCAUAAAUGUUUUUAUUUUGUAUGGUUCAAUACCAUAUAUUAACCUUUUAUUUACGUUUUAAAAAGCUAUCCUGACUCAUUUUCACCCGAGACAUAAUAUAUAUGCUCUGAAGAAUAAUCGUCACUUUUCAUGUGUUUUCAUUAUCUCAAUUACAAUAUAAAGCCAAUCACAUCAAUUCAAAGACAAUUAAAACGAAUAAUUUCAAUACGAGUCUCUAUCUCGACAUACGAUGGGAUAGCUAUAUAUGGUAAUAAGUCCUUUUCCUGUAUAAAUGCUGUAUUUUACAGAGCCAUGCGGUUUUUCCUUGGUGUAGGUAAAUAUACUACCAAUGCUGUCCGACAGUGAAAAUCUAAAUGUACCUACUGGUCUCGCCUUUCCAACCUUGGUUUGUCACGGCUCAAUAAACGUAUUGCACUCUGGGCUGGUGCAAAGGGGAGUAACUCAUGUCGUAACUGGUUUUAUUUGGUUAAGCAGAAACUGGGUUCUCUGAACCUGGAUAUUUAUUGCAGUAUUGAAACCGUUAUACCUAAACAUGCUAUUUUAAGUAAAGUAGAGGAGUUGUUGCUGCAUCAGUUUACGCAGGGCUGGUUGGCUCAGAUUAAUAGUACAGUUGGUACAUCAGGUAGAGGGCGCAAAAAAAAAUGCGUACAUACAGUUUGUUGAAAACUGAAUUUGGUACAGAAAAGUACUGUAAAAUAAUCAUGCCGCUGCAGCAUAGGUCGGCACUGAGUAAAUUUAGAUGUGGUGUAGCUCCUCUACGAAUUGAAACUGGCAGAUAUGAAAACUUACCGGUUGACGUUAGAAAAUGCCCUUUUUGUGAUACUGUAGAAAACGAGUCUCAUGUUAUCCUUGAGUGUAGAGCAUAUGAUGAUUACCGUGUUACAUUGUUUGCUAAGGCCGUUGAAACUGAUAACUUAUUUCUAACUAUGAGUAAUACUGAAAAGUUGAAAUUUAUACUCUGUAAUUCUGCAUUGCUACGACUUGCUGCCAAAACCUGUAAUUUGAUUUUAAAGAGAAGACAGUUUUAUCUGUGUAAAUAGUCAUUGCGUUCAUGUACAUACUUUUAAGUAUGUAGAUGUUUACUUAUUGUACUUUGUGAUAUUCUAAUAGGUCACACAAAUGAUAUUGGUUCCUUGUUAUUAAAUGAGCCUCCUAUAUAAUGGUCGGUAAAUCCAAUUUCACCUGCUUGUUUUAGUGUUUCUGGGAGCUUCUGUCAGUAUUAAGUCGGUUGUUUCACUUUUUUCUAUGGGCUCUUAAAGCAAAUCUUAUGCUCAUUGAUGGAAGAAAAUUGUUUGUGUGGCACAUUAGUGUUUAAUUUGUAAGUACAGUUGUUGUUGUUUUUACCAGUCAGUAUCAGUCACAUAUUUUAAAACAAGUCUGUAUUUUAUUUUGUAUUAAUAUGUUCUGUGCAUUUGUCAAAUAGUCUCCUGUAAUUCUGUAUAGAAUGGCCAUAUAAUUAUUUGUUUUAUGUGUUGCAUGUAACUUUUAGUAUGUAUAUGGACGAGACUCUAAUAAAGAUAUAAAUACUUAAAAAUACGAAGUAAAGUUGAAAAUGAAAUGAAAUACAUAAUCUUCAAAAGCCCUUCAUGACAUACCAAGUUUCAUGAACGGAACUUAAAUUCAUAGAGUUAUACAAAGCUCCAGUCAAAAAGUAGUAUUUGCAAUAUUCUUGUUGCCGUAACAACCACAUGUUUGUCUGACAAAAGAGACGACACACACAACCUCUGUCUACAUACCAACUUAAUAACGAUAACUUGCAUACUUCUUGAGGUAUUUCUGGAUCCAUUUUUUCCAGGAUUGACGAACGGACGGACGUAGGGUAAACUUAGGCUAUAUUUCUGUCAGGUGAAACUGGUUAGGAAGCGAAAGCACAAUCUGUAUAUAGGACUAUUUAUCCGUUUUUGUUGAUCUGCAAUUAUCUACAAAACAAACGUCACCCUAACGGCCAUUGCUGAUAUUAAA